Engraulis encrasicolus (European anchovy) is the source of this 1721-nucleotide messenger RNA. Its product is annotated as GPI-linked NAD(P)(+)--arginine ADP-ribosyltransferase 1-like. Lineage: Eukaryota; Metazoa; Chordata; Actinopteri; Clupeiformes; Engraulidae. Gene Ontology annotation, molecular function: NAD+-protein-arginine ADP-ribosyltransferase activity; NAD+ poly-ADP-ribosyltransferase activity. The transcript is spliced from 4 exons. The record is from RefSeq and is a predicted model, not a curated record. The coding region runs from base 1 to 915 and encodes 304 amino acids.
AUGGGGGGUUGGAUAGUAUGGUGUACCUCAGCUGUGUUCUUCACCACGGCUACUAAUCAAGUUUGCUGUGGGAAAACGAUCGCCAUGGACACGGCAACAGAUGCGGUGGAUGACUCCUACGCUGCAUGUCGCCAAAACAUGCUGGACGCCAUCUUGGGCGAGGAGGGGCUCCUCCAAAGUGAGCUCAACAACGUAGACAACAUCCACAGCAGCCUGUUCAUGACCGCAUGGAGCUCCCCCGUAACCUGCCCAUAUCAGGUUCCUGAAGGCCUGCCAGAACACGUCCGAGCUCUCCAAGCGUUUGGCAACACUCACAAGUUCGCCAGAGUGUUUAAUGCUGCCAUCAGGGAUAAAGGAAGUGAUGUCAGCGUCUACACUGACCAGUUUCAGUUCAAGUCGCUUCACUUCCUGCUGAUGGAUGCUAUGCGGCUCCUCAAUAACGGCUCACGGUGCCAGACCGUGUUCGCUGGGUCUUUCGACCUGUACACUGCUGACACAGGCGCCAGAGUGCGGUUUGGGGAGUUCCUCUCUGCGGACCGCAGAAGAGAAGAGGCGGAGGAGGGCUGCGCAGGUGAAGGCGGGACUCUGUUUGAGAUUAGGAGCUGUUCCGUUGUGGACGUACAGGAGCACGCCUGUCAACCGGAGAACACCAACCUCCUCAUCUCCCCUGUGGAGCUGUUCAGGGUGGAGGAGGAGACCGACGGAGAAGAAUGCGAUCAGGAGAUUAAACUGACAUCCAUAGGAUUCCACAGUAACCAUGACUGCUACCUAUUCCCCACGAGUGCUGCACCUGUUCCAGCCACCGUAGCGAUGGCUCCCAGCACCUCGUCUGCCAGGGGAACAUCCAUCAUGUGGUUAAACCCCCACAGCCUGCUCCUACUGGUUACAGCCCUUCACUUCUGGUCAUGUGGUUAAACCCUCACGGCCUAUUGGCUACAGCCCUUCACUUCUUGUCAUGUGACUAAAUCCUCACAGCCUGCUCCUAUUGGCUACAGUGCUUCAUUUCUGGUCAUGUGACUAAACCCUCACAGCCUGCUCCUAUUGGCUACAGUGGCCAAGGGCCACCCAGGGGCCACUUGCGGCCUGGCUCCUCAUUCAAUACGGCCCUUAGAUAAAACGUGAUUAAAGAAAUAAUUGAAUAAUUGCCAGAUUUCAAAACACUACUGAAUUAAUAGGCCUACAUUGUAAUUAUACUGUUAGCAGAUGGAGAAUACUCCCAUUUCUUCCGGAUCAAACCAAAAUAUCAGCAGUCAGUGAGCAACCAAUUGCAUCUCGAGCUACAGGUAUGUGAGUUGCAGUCCGAUCCCUGGUCAUGAGGCCCUUUGAUGGUGGUGAACGAUGACAUAAUGUGGCCCUCCAUAUCAUGAAAGAUGCCCACCCCUGCUUUACCCCUACAGCUCCUAUACUCAUGAACGGCGUGACGUUUUCCAUGUGCGUUACGCCCAUUUGUGGGGGAAAACAGCCCAUGCAAGUCAAUUGGUAUAAUAAACGAAAGAUAUGAUGGACCUGUAGACUAGCGUUGUUCACGCGCAACAUGCCGAAAACGUGUUGUGUUGCCGGCUGUUCAAAUAAUAUAGUCAAAAAGCCGUGGCUGAAGCAUGGACAGUGUUCAUUUAGGCAAGCCGAUGUAGCAUGUAAGUUGAUGAGACAUUUGGUUUGUUUUCACCCAUAAAGGGGCGUAACGAACAUUUGGGAGCAAAGUACCGGAUGGCUGUUCAUGA